This is a messenger RNA of Sclerotinia trifoliorum, 270 nucleotides long. The record is from the annotation of a GenBank genome assembly. NCBI's taxonomy places the organism in Eukaryota, Fungi, Ascomycota, Leotiomycetes, Helotiales, Sclerotiniaceae.
AUGCUCCCCGCUCCCUACUCCAUGCUCAAAACUCAACGCAACACCCAAGCUCUUGAGUCAUCCCUACUUCUAAGCAGUACAUACACACCCCAUACAAAAGUCCUCCGUAUUUCCGAUAGACAAGACAAGACAAGACUAUUAGGCACGGUACUCGGUGACACGAAAGCAGAAUCAUCACAAAACAUGACUCGGGGCGCAUCGAAACUCGCAUCAAAGCCGGAAGCACAUAUGCAAGAACCCGGGCCGGCUGGGUUAGGUGAUCCAGCCUAG